This is a messenger RNA of Andrographis paniculata, 6343 nucleotides long. RefSeq lists its product as uncharacterized. Gene Ontology annotation, molecular function: helicase activity. The transcript has 9 exons. The record is from RefSeq and is a predicted model, not a curated record. The coding region runs from base 404 to 4483 and encodes 1359 amino acids. Lineage: Eukaryota; Viridiplantae; Streptophyta; Magnoliopsida; Lamiales; Acanthaceae.
UGCUUUCUCUCUCCUUGAGCACCUCCACUUUCUCUCUCUACGCGCCGCUCUCUCUCUCUCUCUCUCCCUCACAGCCUAUAGAUACACCGAUAGAUACACAAAUCUGAGAUUUUUUCUACAUAGAAAUAUAGUUCGAUUAUAGCUAUUCCUAUAAUUAUUGUUAUAUAUAAUUAUAUAUAUACUUUUUUGGUUUUUGAGAUAAUAACAAUUGUUUCUCUCUCUAGAUUUGCUGUCACUUUUGAGAAGUUGCAUAAAAUUUGGCAAUUCCUGAGUUCUGGAUCCUUCUGUUGCUUGCCACUUGGGUUGGCAUGUUAUGCUCUUAUCCUACCGGAAAUUAUCCUACGAAAAUUGUCGGUACACUUUUUUGGGCAUAUUUGUGUAGUUGUAUGCAACUUCUUGCAAAAUGGGCUCCCAACGAAGGUUUCUAUUUGAUCUUAAUGAACCACCGACUGAAAAUGAAGAUGAUAUUGAUGGUGCUGUCAACUUCCAUCCCCAAAGGGCAAUUCCUUCUUCAAGUAAUGCAGCAACCAAUUUGUUUGUGGCAACUACCGGUCCCCAAGGAAUAAUAAAUAACAAUGCCUUUUCCCAUGCUUCUUCUGUAUCUGGUUUCCAACCUUUUGUACGUUCUAAAGCUAGGGGAUCGGAUAUUUCUUCUGAUAAAAGGAGUUCUGGAGAUGUGCAUUCUGAUUUUACAUCAUCUUCCAAAAUGAGUAAUGGCCAUGACUUGAAUGCAGCACCAAACACCCGUGCUAAUGAUAUUGAGAAGGAAGAAGGGGAAUGGUCUGAUGCAGAGGGUUCUGUUGAUGCUUGCAGGAAUUUUAUUCAGGGAGGCUCAGUUGGUGGAGGUCCUAAGUUGGUAUUGGAAAAUGCUGCUCAGAUGAUGGAAAAUAGUGCCUCAGCUGGAGGUAUGCCAAAUAAAUCUGCUAGUCUUAGUGAGAACAAGAAUGAGAGUGGUAUUUCUCUAUUAGGAAACCCUGAAACAAAUGAUAAGAAAGGCGAUACAUCUAUGGAUGGUCAGGAAGAUUCUUCUCAAGUACCAAAACAAAGAGAAACCAGAGGUAUUGAAGCAAGUCAUGCUUCAAAGUGUGCAAGUAAUAUGGGAAAGCGACCAAAGCUUGACCAGCAUAAGGAAGCAAUGCUAGGAAAGAAGCGUAGCAGACAAACCAUGUUUCUUGAUUUAGAAGAUGUUAAGCAAGCUGGUGCGUUGAAGUCUUCAACUCCUAGAAGACAGAUACCUCCACCAACUAUAACCCGGACUGUAAAAGAAGCUCGGGCUGCGAUGCCAGCUUCUGAACAUGGUGAUAAGCAAACUAUGGCAACAACCAGAGAUGUAAAACAAUCUGAUUUGUCUAACAAUGAAAGCAGCAGUUGUGUGGAAUUGAAUGAAUGUAAACCUGAGAGUAAUGGUGACCAUCAUUCCCAGCAUGUUGGACCACUUAGGAGGUUAAAUAGCUCUGUGGACAUGGCUUUAGAAGGAGCAGCACCACCUGUUCCCAGACAGGGUUCAGUGAAACUGCCCCCUGAUUCAAGGCAAUUCAAGAAUUCACAGUUCUCAGGCAGGAAACCAACUUUUAGCAGUCAGAACUUAUCUGACCCAAAAUUAACAGCAAAGAAGCUACCUUCCAAGAAGCAGAUCACUGCAGGUAAUCAGUAUCAAGAUACAUCAGUUGAACGUCUACUACGUGAGGUGACAAGUGAGAAGUUUUGGCAUCAUCCAGAGGAAGAAGAGCUCCAGUGUGUUCCUGGCCGGUUUGAUUCAGUAGAAGAUUAUAUCAGGGUAUUUGAGCCAUUGCUCUUUGAAGAAUGCCGUGCACAACUUUAUAGUACCUGGGAGGAGUCGGGGGAAACAACAUCAAGUCAUGUUAGAGUAUCUGUAAAAAGUGUUGAACGACGUGAAAGGGGAUGGUUUGAUGCAAUACUUAUCCCUCCUCAUGAGUACAAAUGGACAUUUAAAGAAGGAGAUGUUGCAGUUCUUUCAUCCCCAAGGCCUGGAGCAGUCAAUACACGGAGGAAUAAUUCUGCAGUUACAGAAGAUGAGGAGAAACCCGAAAUUAAUGGGCGCGUUGCAGGUACUGUGAGGAGGCACGUGCCCAUUGAUACCCGAGAACAUACUGGAGCUAUUCUUCACUUUCAUGUUGGAGAUCCAUAUGAUACUAGCGGCAAGAGUGAUGAUGAUCAUAUCCUGUGGAAGCUCCGUCCUGGCGAUGUCUGGUAUCUGACUGUUCUUGGUUCAUUAGCAACAACACAACGAGAAUACAUUGCCCUGCAUGCAUUCCGGCGUCUUAAUUUGCAGAUGCAAAAUGCUAUUCUUCAACCCAGUCCUGAUCAUUUUCCGAAAUAUGAAGAACAGCCUCCUGCCAUGCCAGAUUGUUUUACUCCAAACUUUGUUGAGUACCUGCACAGGACUUUUAAUGGACCCCAGCUAGCUGCAAUUCAAUGGGCUGCUAUGCAUACAGCUGCAGGAACAUCUAAUGGUGUGACGAAGAAGCAAGAUCUGUGGCCUUUCACUCUUGUUCAAGGGCCUCCAGGGACUGGGAAAACACAUACAGUUUGGGGAAUGCUUAAUGUGAUCCAUCUUGUCCAAUAUCAGCACUACUAUACUGCAUUGCUAAAAAAAUUAGCGCCUGAAAGCUAUAAGCAAGCUAAUGAGAACCACUCAGAUAAUGUGGCUGUUGGGUCUAUUGAUGAGGUUCUUCAGAGUAUGGAUCAGAAUCUCUUUAGGACUCUUCCGAAACUUUGCCCAAAGCCUAGGAUGCUUGUUUGUGCUCCCUCAAAUGCUGCAACUGAUGAACUGCUUUCAAGGGUUCUUGACCGUGGAUUUAUUGAUGGUGAGAUGAAAGUUUAUCGCCCGGAUGUUGCUCGAGUUGGGGUGGAUUCUCAGACUCGUGCUGCUCAGGCAGUUUCUGUGGAAAGAAGAACUGAGCAACUUUUGAUGAAGAGCCGUGAUGAAGUUCAUGGAUGGAUGCAUAAUUUGAGGACUCGAGAAGCUCAGCUUUCCCAGCAAAUUGCUUGCCUACAAAGAGAUUUGAAUCUUGCAGCUGCAAAUGUUCGUGCUCAGGGAUCUGUUGGUGUUGACCCGGAUGUUCUUAUGGCCAGAGACCAAAACCGAGAUUCUUUACUUCAAAACCUUGCAGCAGUAGUUGAAUCCAGAGACAAAAUACUAGUUGAGAUGUCUCGACUUCUAAUUCUGGAGAGCAGGUUUCGUCCUGGGAACAACUUCAAUUUAGAGGAAGCUAGAGCAAAUCUUGAGGCAAGUUUUGCCAACGAAGCUGAAAUUGUUUUCACAACGGUCUCAAGCAGUGGGCGCAAGUUAUUCUCUCGUCUGACUCAUGGCUUUGACAUGGUUGUAAUAGAUGAAGCAGCUCAGGCUAGUGAAGUAGCAAUACUGCCUCCACUUUCUCUUGGUGCUGCUCGUUGUGUUCUUGUCGGGGAUCCUCAGCAGCUCCCUGCUACUGUCAUCAGUAAGGCAGCAGGAACCUUAAUGUACAGUAGAAGUCUUUUUGAGAGGUUCCAACAAGCAGGCUGCCCAACAAUGCUGUUAUCUGUGCAGUAUAGGAUGCACCCACAGAUUAGGGAUUUUCCUUCUAGGUAUUUCUAUCAAGGACGCCUUACAGAUAGUGAAAGUGUAGCUAAUUAUCCUGAUGAGCAAUAUUAUAAAGAUCCCUUACUGAGACCUUACCUCUUUUUUGACAUAACUCAUGGUAGAGAAUCUCAUUGGGGAGGUUCAGUAUCUUAUCAGAACACACAAGAAGCACAGUUCUGUGUUCGUUUGUAUGAGCAUCUUCAGAAAACUGUAAAAUCAUUGGGGUUGGGGAAAGUUACUGUGGGCAUAAUCACUCCAUACAAGCUGCAAUUAAAAUGUCUCCAGUGGGAAUUCAGGGAGGUUAUGAAUUCAGAUGAAGGAAAAGACAUUUAUAUUAAUACAGUGGAUGCCUUCCAGGGUCAAGAACGUGAUGUGAUUAUAAUGUCUUGUGUUCGUGCAUCAAGCCGUGGAGUUGGGUUUGUUGCUGAUGUUCGCAGGAUGAAUGUUGCACUUACUCGAGCAAGGAGAGCUCUCUGGGUAAUGGGAAAUGCAAGUACUCUGAUACAAUCGGAAGAUUGGGGUGCACUGAUUGAUGAUGCUAAAAAAAGGAACUGCUACCUGGGCAUGGAUUCUCUGCCUAAGGAAUUUAGCCCUGAGGCUUCAACUUAUAAUACAUUUUCAUCCAAAAAUCCUAAUUCAAGGGGCUUGAGGUCAGGACCAAGGUUUAGAUCACAUGAUACACACAUAGAAUCCAGGUCUGGUACUCCUUCAGAAGAAGAUGAAAAGUCAAAUAUGUCAGUAAUUCCUAGGAAUGGAAGUUACCGGACUAUAAGGCCUGGAGCUGGGAAUCCAUUAGAUGGUUUUGAUCAAGCUGCUGAUAGAUCUCGAGAUGCCUGGCAACAUGGUAUUCAAAGAAAGCAAAAUGCUGGAGGUGGUGUUUUAGGAAAGAGGGAUCCGUAGUUGGUGACACAAUGGUGUAAAUUGGCCCAAUGCUGCUAAAUGGAAAGGAAUGUGAUCAUGGUUUUAAGGCCACUUGUGUAGCAUCCCAUGCUUAACCUCAUGGCUUAAUGGUUGAUGAUUAGGGAUAUCAAGGGAACUUGGGAGCUGUAAGCGCAUUAGGGAAGCAAAAGGUUUUGUGUGUCUAGCACCCUACCUGUGCACCCUCUUGUUUUCUUUUGAGAUGGACUUCAAGAACGAAGAUAUUCCCUAGAGUCGGGACCCAACUUCAGUGCACCAACUGUUUUAUCUUGGUAAGAUGGACUCUGAACACAUUUUGGUCAGAUGCCUUGAAAUGCUCUUCAUCUGGCUGAUCAGGUCGAGCCUGUACCUCUUUUGUGACAUUGUGGAUGUGGCGUGGAUUAUUACUUCCUAUCUGAAAGAUUUGGUCCUGUUAUUAGUUUAUAUGCCAAGACUAAUAUGUGGCAUAUCUAUGGCAGCACACAUACUGUUUGACCUUUGGAUAGUAUACUUAGGUAUGGGGCUUCUGCCUGGUGUAAAGGAGUUCAUUGAGCCCAUUGGAAUUGCUUACAGUCGACGCACUAGCAGCAGCUACACCAGCGUCUGAACUGCACUCCGAAUUUCAAUGAAAGCUGAGUUUGGUGCAUAUUGAACAAGUGUGGAAAACCCUGAAGGAAUUCUUUCAAAUAAAUAUAUAUAUAUAUAUAUAUUAUAUAAUAAACCAUUAAAUGCCGUCGUUGUUUACUUGCGCCCCCAAGUUUUAUGUGAAUAGAUGUUUUGGAAAUUUGUUGGUAGCACUAGAUGGAGAAAUGAAAUCAUUCUUGGUCAUUGUAUUCUAUUCUUUUUGUCAUCUUUGAUUUUCUGCUUCUGGCAGCAGCUAGCUUGGAUUGAAUUGUGGAGAAAAAGCUUGCUGGUGAGAUGGUGUGCUUUUGAGAGACCAUUUCAUACAGGUAAGUUGAAAUUUUAUUUGGUUGUUCUUUUAUUAGUAAAUAGAUUUUUUGGUGUGAUAGUUUUAAAUGUAUGCUUUUAUAAGAAGGGAAAAGUAUUUGAAAGAUUCACACGCUUUAUGUCUCUAAUAGUAACAUAAAAGAAGAUGAAAUCAAGAAACUGUGCAAAUGUUUGUGCUCAUAAAAAACAAAGUCCUAAUUCAAGUUUUUUCUUGUGAAUGUCUAAUCUAAUUUAUCAGAAGUUCAAAUUUUGGAUUGGGUGAUUAAUAAAUAUUUGAUGUUAUAAUAGCUUAAUGCAGUCGUCUUACUUCAGUGGGCUCAAGUGAAAUACUACAUUUGUAGCUGUUAACAAUAUAAAUAUCGAUGGGAUUGGUGGGCUCAUAUGAAAUACUAUUACCUGCUUGUAGACCUGAAGUGCAUUUUCUGUAUUCUUGAUCAUUUUUGUGUAAUUAUUAUUGUUGAAUAUGAUUUAUGUACGUAAAAUUAUAAAUUUCAUCGUAUUAUUAUUCUUGUUGGUCGUGAUGUUUUUAAUUGAAAUGAUUGUUGAAUGUAAUGUUAGAAUUUAGUGUUUAUAUGAGUCAAUUAGUUCUCUUAUUAGUUGCGAUGUUUUUAAAUUGAAAUGAUUGUUGGUGUUUUAAAGAAAAAAAAAAAAAUAGAAUAAACAAAUCCUCAAUUUAUGAUAUUCUUUUCGACUGCUAUAUAGUUUUUUUAAAAAAAUAUAUAUAUAUAUAAUUUAUGAUACUUUUUCCGACUAAUCUCCUUUACCUAAUUGAAAUGAAAUUUAAGUGUUCUAUGGCCAUAUCAGUAUACUUAAACACUAUUACAGAAAAAAUAUAUAUAUAUAUAAUAAUAAAUAAAUAAAUAAAAAUAUACCUACACAGUAUUACAAAAAAAAAAAAAAAGUACUUACACAAUA